This is a messenger RNA of Balaenoptera acutorostrata (minke whale), 6153 nucleotides long. RefSeq names its product terminal uridylyl transferase 4 (gene TUT4). Lineage: Eukaryota; Metazoa; Chordata; Mammalia; Artiodactyla; Balaenopteridae. Gene Ontology annotation, molecular function: zinc ion binding; RNA uridylyltransferase activity; nucleic acid binding. Bases 490 to 5496 code for a protein of 1668 amino acids. The record is from RefSeq and is a predicted model, not a curated record. The transcript is spliced from 30 exons.
CCAGAACGGAGGGAGGGGGCACCCCCAAACUCUUCCCUCUGCGCCUCUUCUCCGGGGUCUCCUGCGCAUCUAUUCCCUACCCCCGCCCGGGUCAGGACUCCAUUCGGGGCUCCGUCCCUCUCUCCCCUCCCCCUCUUCCCCGGCUCCCCUUCUCCCUCGGCCCCCUCCCCUCAGCGGGUCCUCCUCUUUCUCUCCCCCUCUCUCCUCCCCCUCCCCAUCCCUUCCCCCCCACAAUGCAGUUCGCGGCGCGGCGGACAUGGCGGUGGAACCCUGAGCUCGUCGUGUCCUGGCCUCCAGCGGCGGCGGCAGUGACGGCGGCAGCGGGAGGCGGAGGGGGAGCGGGAGCCACUGAGAUGAGGAGGCGCCGCGCGCGCCUGUAGCUCGCGGGCCUCGCAGUUUGCUUGCCUAAACUGGAUUUGAAGCAAUUCAGACUACUGGAGAUCUGCCACUUUACAAUAUCACAAUUGGAAGGAAGCAGGUUUUCAAAUAAUGGAAGAGUCUAAGAACUCUGAAAAUGAAAAUCAUGAACCAAAGAAGAAUGCUUGGGCUCUUUCUGAAGAAAGCAAAGCAGUUAAAUUUAUAACUAAUCAAACUUUGAAAGCUAGAAAUGAUAAAUCCAUAAAAGAAAUUGGGACCAACUCUCCAAAUAGGAAUAGUAGUAAAAAAAAUAAGCAAAAUGAUAUUUGUAUAGAAAAAGCAGAAGUUAAAUCAUGUAAAGUAAAUGCUGCCAGUGUUCCAGGCCCUAAAGAUUUGGGGUUAGUCCUUCGAGAUCAAAGUCACUGCAAAGCAAAAAAAUCACCGAAUUCACCGGUGAAAGCAGAAAAGGUACCUGUUUCACAGGCAAAAGUAGAAAGGGCACCCAGUUUACAGGCAAAAACAGAAAAAUCACCAAAGUCACUUAAUUCACCAGUGAAAACAGAAAAGGCACCCAGCUCACAGGCAACAGCAGCAGAAAAGACACUUAAUUCACAGAGGAGAGCAGAAAAAGCACCUGGUUCUCAGAUGAAAUCAGAAAAGGUGCCCAGCUUACCAGCAGAAGCUGAGAAGGUACCCAGUUUACUGUUGAAAGAAAAUAUGAGACAGACAGAAUUACAGCAGAUUGGAAAAAAAAUUCCAAGCUCCUUUACUUCUCUGGACAAAGUGAAUAUUGAUGUUGCAGAGGGAGAAAAAUCUGCUCUGGAAAACUCACAACAAUCUCAGAAGCAACAAACAUGUACAGAUAAUACUGGUGAUUCUGAUGAUAGUGCUUCAGGAACUGAAGACAUAUCGGAUGAUUUGAGUAAAAUGAAGAACGAUGAAUCUAAUAAAGAAAAUUCUUCAGAGAUGGACUAUUUAGAAAAUGCCACUGUGAUAGAUGAAUCUACAUUGACACCUGAGCAGAGGCUAGGCUUGAAACAAGCAGAAGAACGCUUAGAAAGAGAUCACAUCUUUCGACUUGAAAAACGCUCACCAGAAUAUACCAAUUGCCGAUAUCUGUGCAAACUUUGCUUAAUUCACAUUGAAAACAUCCAGGGAGCUCAUAAACAUAUAAAAGAGAAACGACAUAAGAAAAACAUUUUGGAAAAACAGGAAGAAAGUGAACUUCGUUCUCUGCCACCUCCUUCCCUUGCCCACUUGACUGCUUUAAGUGUUGCAGUUAUUGAAUUAGCAAAAGAACAAGGAAUAACAGAUGAUGACCUCAGAGUUCGUCAGGAAAUUGUGGAGGAGAUGUCAAAGGUUAUAACAGCAUUUUUACCAGAGUGUUCACUUAGGUUGUAUGGCUCGUCUCUGACUAAGUUUGCUCUGAAAAGUAGUGAUGUUAAUAUAGAUAUAAAAUUUCCUCCCAAGAUGAAUCAUCCAGAUCUUCUGAUACAAGUGCUUGGGAUUUUAAAAAAAAGUGUAUUAUAUGUAGAUGUGGAAUCUGAUUUUCACGCUAAAGUUCCUGUUGUGGUGUGCAAAGAUCGGAAAAGUGGUUUACUUUGUAGAGUGAGUGCAGGAAAUGAUAUGGCAUGCCUCACUACUGAUUUACUUGCUGCUCUUGGCAAAAUGGAACCUGUCUUUACUCCCUUGGUGUUAGCCUUUCGCUAUUGGGCUAAGUUGUGCUAUAUUGACUCCCAAACUGAUGGCGGAAUCCCUUCUUACUGUUUUGCUUUAAUGGUGAUGUUUUUUCUACAACAAAGAAAACCCCCUCUUCUUCCUUGCUUACUUGGAAGUUGGAUUGAAGGCUUUGACCCAAAAAGAAUGGAUGACUUUCAGCUGAAGGGCAUAGUAGAAGAGAAGUUUGUGAAGUGGGACUAUAAUUCAAGUAGUGCAACUGAGAAAAACUCAAUUGCUGAGGAAAACAAAGCUAAGGCAGACCAACCAAAAGAUGAUACCAAGAAGACAGAAACAGACAACCAAAGUAAUGCCAUGAAGGAAAAACAUGGCAAAUCUCCUUUAACACUGGGAACACCAAAUCAGGUGUCCCUGGGACAGUUAUGGUUAGAGCUGCUAAAAUUUUACACACUGGAUUUUGCUUUGGAGGAAUAUGUCAUAUGUGUACGGAUACAAGAUAUUUUAACAAGAGAAAACAAAAACUGGCCUAAAAGGCGAAUAGCCAUUGAAGAUCCAUUUUCAAUCAAGAGGAAUGUUGCACGGAGCUUAAACAGCCAGCUUGUUUAUGAAUAUGUUGUGGAGAGAUUCAGGGCAGCUUAUCGGUAUUUUGCCUGUCCUCAGAGGAAGGGUGGAAAUAAAUCUACAGUGGAUUCCAUUAAAAAAGAGAAGGGAAAAAUAAGCAAUAAGAAACCAGUGAAGUCUGAAAAUAUGGCAUCCAGUUGUUGCAUUCUCCUUGGGGAAAGCACAGAAAAAAUAAGUGCAGAAAGAGGUCAGCCUGAUAAAUAUGAAGAAAUGGAAUGUACAUCACAGAGAUGUAUUACUGAAGAUGAUAAUUUGUUGAUAAAUGAACUAGAUUUGGCUGAACAUGGACAGGAAUCUUCAUCUCUUUCCACCAAUGAAAGCAGUGAAUUAGAGCCAAAAUCAAUUAAGAAACAAGAUGUUUUAGUACCUUCAGAAACUUGUUUUAAAAAGGAGCUCACCCAGUAUAAUUGCAUUGAUUGUAAAUCCCCUGAACCAGAUGAAUCUGCUGGUACAGACUGCAGGUCAAAUUUAGAAACAGAAAGUUCACAGCACAUUGUAUGCACUGACACAUCUGCUACCUCUUGCAACUGCAAAGCUACAGAAGAUGCUUCUGACCUUAAUGAUGAUGAUAACCACCCCACCCAGGAAUUACAUUUUGUGUUUGAUAAAUUUAUUUUAACCUCUGGCAAGCCGCCAACAAUAGUAUGCAGCAUCUGCAAAAAGGAUGGCCAUUCAAAAAAUGAUUGCCCAGAGGAUUUCAGGAAAAUUGAUCUAAAGCCUCUACCACCAAUGACAAAUCGAUUUCGGGAAAUACUUGAUUUAGUAUGUAAAAGAUGUUUUGAUGAAUUGUCACCACCUUUUUCUGAACAACACAACAGGGAGCAAAUUUUAAUUGGCUUGGAAAAGUUUAUUCAAAAAGAAUAUGAUGAAAAGGCAAGAUUGUGCUUAUUUGGCUCUUCUAAGAAUGGAUUUGGAUUUCGUGAUAGUGAUCUGGAUAUUUGUAUGACCCUUGAAGGCCAUGAAAAUGCAGAGAAAUUAAAUUGUAAGGAAAUAAUUGAAAAUUUGGCGAAAAUUCUUAAGAGACAUCCAGGUUUAAGAAACAUUUUGCCUAUAACUACUGCCAAAGUGCCUAUAGUAAAAUUUGAACACAGACGAAGUGGUUUAGAAGGCGAUAUCAGUUUAUAUAAUACGUUGGCUCAGCAUAACACAAGAAUGCUAGCUACAUAUGCAGCUAUUGAUCCUAGAGUGCAGUACUUGGGAUAUACUAUGAAAGUGUUUGCUAAGCGAUGUGACAUUGGAGAUGCUUCCAGGGGAAGUUUAUCUUCAUAUGCUUAUAUCCUUAUGGUGCUGUACUUUCUGCAGCAGAGAAAACCACCUGUUAUCCCAGUUCUACAAGAGAUCUUUGAUGGAAAACAGAUUCCACAGAGAAUGGUUGAUGGAUGGAAUGCUUUUUUCUUUGAUAAAACAGAAGAACUGAAAAAACGUUUACCUUCACUUGGAAAGAACACAGAAACAUUAGGAGAGCUUUGGUUGGGACUGCUUCGCUUCUAUACUGAAGAAUUUGAUUUCAAAGAAUAUGUAAUUAGCAUUCGGCAGAAAAAGCUGUUGACAACUUUUGAGAAGCAGUGGACGUCCAAAUGCAUUGCGAUUGAAGACCCUUUUGAUUUGAAUCAUAACCUUGGUGCUGGAGUUUCUAGAAAAAUGACCAAUUUCAUCAUGAAAGCAUUUAUCAAUGGAAGGAAACUUUUUGGUACCCCCUUUUAUCCACUCAUUGGCAGAGAAGCUGAGUACUUCUUUGAUUCCAGAGUACUAACAGAUGGAGAACUGGCUCCCAAUGAUCGAUGUUGCCGUGUGUGUGGAAAAAUAGGCCACUACAUGAAAGACUGCCCUAAAAGGAGAAGCAGUUUACUGUUUAGACUAAAGAAGAAAGACAGUGAAGAAGAGAAGGAAGGGAAUGAAGAGGAGAAAGACUCCCGAGACCUUCUUGACCCCCGAGACCUCCACGACACUCGAGACUUUAGAGACCCCAGAGACCUCAGAUGUUUUAUCUGUGGAGAUGCAGGACAUGUGCGAAGGGAGUGCCCAGAGGUCAAGCUGGCCCGUCAGAGGAAUAGCAGUGUGGCAGCAGCCCAGCUGGUCCGCAAUCUUGUAAAUGCCCAACAGGUGGCUGGUUCAGCCCAACAACAAGGUGAUCAGUCCAUAAGGACUAGACAGUCCUCAGAAUGUUCUGAUUCACCAUCUUAUUCUCCUCAGCCCCAGCCAUUUCCACAGAACUCUUCCCAAUCCACUGCCAUUACCCAGCCUCCAUCUCAGCCAGGAUCCCAACCCAAGCUUGGCCCACCUCAGCAGGGGGCCCAGUCCCCCCAUCAGGUCCAGAUGCCUAUGUAUAACUUUCCUCAGUCACCACCAGCUCAGUAUUCUCCCAUGCACAAUAUGGGAUUGUUGCCAAUGCACCCCCUCCAGAUCCCUGCCCCAUCCUGGCCUAUUCACGGCCCAGUGAUCCAUUCUGCACCAGGCAGUGCCCCCAGCAAUAUUGGCCUGAACGAUCCCAGCAUCAUCUUUGCACAGCCUGCUGCCAGACCUGUGGCGAUCCCCAGCUCCUCUCAUGAUGGACACUGGCCUCGUACUGUGGCUCCAAAUUCCCUGGUGAACAAUGGCACAGUGGGAAAUUCGGAGCCAGGAUUUCCAGGACUAAAUCCUCCAAUUCCUUGGGAACAUGCACCACGACCCCAUUUCCCUCUUGUCCCAGCUUCGUGGCCUUAUGGUUUGCAUCAGAACUUCAUGCAUCAGGGAAAUGCCAGAUUUCAGCCCAACAAACCUUUCUAUACUCAAGACAGAUGUGCCACCCGUCGGUGUAGAGAGCGUUGUCCCCACCCACCGAGAGGAAACGUGUCGGAGUAAUGCGAGUCCAUUUUCUUUCAGCUGGUCUACCGAUGCACAGCAACCAGCCAAUCCUGCUGUCUCAAGGGUAUCCGUACCUCAAUGUCAGUUACAUUCAGCAGAAAAAGUGACAUUUAAUGGAAAGCAAAACAAAUCAGGUCCUGAUUUAAAAUUUUAACACGUUUAGAUAGCUUAUUUAAAUUCUAAGACUGUUUUUAAAGACUGUAUUAUUUGUAUAUAAAUAUGAACUAUAGUUUUUACUAGUAUCACCAAAUUGAGUGAUACAAAUUUCAUCUAUUUUAUUACCCUAUUUUUAAGGGAAUUUUAUGUUUUGUUUAACCUUGAUGAAUUGUAUAAAGAGAGAAUUUAAAAAUUACAUUCUUUAUUUUCUAUUAGCUGUAUUCAUACUUUGGUUGCUUCAGACUUUAUAUAUAUUGUUCUUAAGAAUUAGGAAAGACUUUCAUGUGUUUUAAAUUUGUCACUUCUAUUCUUUACAGAACCUUGUAGUGCCAAAAACUUUUUAAAAGGUAAAAAAAAAAUAAAAACUUCAACAUGAAGAUUUAGAAUUUUUUUCUUUUACAUUCUUGUAUAUUGAAAAUAUUCCAACUUGAACAGAAAUUUGCUUUUGUCUGUAUUUGAAGUAAUUCUAUUUUAAGUUAAUAAAUCUUUUUGACAAGA